Oldenlandia corymbosa var. corymbosa is the source of this 1991-nucleotide messenger RNA. The record is from the annotation of a GenBank genome assembly. Lineage: Eukaryota; Viridiplantae; Streptophyta; Magnoliopsida; Gentianales; Rubiaceae.
UAUUAACUCAAUUAUUCCCACAAAUGAUUUUUCAUCAGCUUUGGGGAAUUUUAUUUUUUUUAAAAAAAAAACAAAGAAAAAUAAAUAAGUGAAAUUCAGAGGCCAGACUGGACCAAAAUGGGGCAUACAUAUUUGGACAGCCCAGUUCUGGAUAGAACAAAAAUGCUUUCCUUAUAUAUAUAUGUUUUUUUUUUAAGCCCUGUAUUUUUUAACCUUUUCCCAAAUUUCGACCGUUGAAACCUGAAAGUCAUCUACUCUCCCUCCAAUCAACUCCAAACGGUCAUUUCUCCUUUGCCAAACACUUAAAAUACCCUGCAAAAGUACUCAACUAUUUGUCAUCUGUAGCUCGUUUUUUUUCAGCUGGAUUACUCUACUCAAUUCUGCUGUUGGAGAGAAAAAAAAAAACUCCAUUUCAUUCCAUUAAUCGAAUUCACAUUCCAAUGGAGAAAUUGGUCGAAGCAUCAGUGAAUCAAACAGAAUCCAUUUCCAAUCCCAUUGUUGCCAAUGAAGUUGAACAGAACCAGGUUGUUGAAGUAAUCAAACCCCAGAAGCCAGCCUCAAACAUACUAAAACCAGUUACCCCUGAUCGACUUAAGGUCCCUAAAGCAUUCAAGUACCCAGAAAGGUAUACAAGUCCAACUGAUCUAAUGAUGUCUCCAAUUUCAAGAGGGCUUCUCGCUAGAAGUAGAAAGACCACCGCACCCGUGCCAUUAUCGUUGCCGCUGCCGUUGCCUCCCUCAGCAAAAUCAACCACUUCUAUGCUGUCAACAUGAUUGAUAAAUUUAGAAUCUUUUUUGAGUUUUGGUUCCUUGGUCCAAUAGGGAUCUUGUGUUUUUCUUCCUUUUCUUUUUUUUUUUUGUACUCUGUUCUGUUUGUAUUGUCAAACAGCGGGAAUGUACCAUUCCUUAAUGCCUUGCCUCUAUGGUAAUUUAGAAUUUAAUCUUUUUUUUUUUCAUCUUUCUGGCUGCUGAAAGUUUAGUUCAGAUGAUUGAUAUCUUGCAGCUUGUCGCAAUGCACAAAGUAUCAAGAAAUUGGCCUCGUGUGCAAAUCGGAAUACAGAAUCAAAAUUAAUUGCUUAAUGCACAAAACUUGCUCAGCUACAUUAUAUAAUGGGACUGAAUCAACAGCAAUUUCAAAAGUUAAAUUCAUUCUUCAUUCAAGCGAACCUGGUACCACUGAAUGGAACCAACAUCUCCAUCUAUUUCGAGUUCACAAACAAAAGUCACUAAGAAAUGAACAGCAUCAUCAAUGCAUUCGAAUCUGCUGAGGUCAGGAGGCAGAGACUUGCCUGGCCAAUUCUCUAGCCAACCUUUCAAUCUGCUUCUUAACUCUUCCUCUGUCACAAACACCUCAUCCUCUCCUGGCUCCAAUAGUACAUAUGUUCCGGUCGAAAGGUCCGCUCUUUUCCUCCUCCUAACCGCACGAAUCUGAUCCCCUCCCCCGGAAAAAUAAAACCGGCCACUUUCAUUUAGCAUAUUUUUCACAAAUUCACAAUAAGAAAAAAAAACCAUCGACUGAUAAAUGAAAAGCAAUUGUCACCUUGGAUGGGUAAGUUCUUCGUUUGCUUUUUAUAUUGGUGAGUCCUUGGAAAGAAGAACAGCUCAACCCAUCAAAUUCAGCUCGGAUUCUUGAUUGAAACGGGGAGAACGUAUAUUGAUAGCUCCUUCUAUUACAACAACGUUUGCCUGCUCAGAAAAAUCAUGUGUCAAUAACUUCCUCUGUUAUGUUCCUUGAGAUUUAAUUUCGUAAAUGUAUAUAGAACAUGGGACAGGUUAAAACUAACCGAUUAUGCUGAGAUUUGCGUUGCUAAAUAUCUGCAUGUCAAGAAGCCCCUCCAUUGCUCAGCGACUUUGCGUUCAGAAUUCAGAAUCUUUUGGUUUAGCAAGCAGAAAAAAAGAGUAUAGAAAGCCACUCCUAGUUAGCUUAGAUAAGAUGAAUAACCACCUCAAAAGUCUCAAACUUGUACUUGCAUUAUUGGCCCCUCGUUUUUC